CGAUGAAGUUAUUCCAGCUAUGCUUAUCUAUCAGCCGAAUUCCGCUUAUGUUGGAUCGAAAGUUAUCGUAGCUGGAUGGGGUACGGGAAAUAGUGGCAGCAGUUCAUCUAUCCUUCAAACAACGAAAUUAAACAUCAUAUCGAAUACUGAAUGUGAAAGAGUAAUUUUUGAAAUUGAUGGUGAAAAAUACAGAAUUCACGACAAAUUUAUAUGUAGUAUUAAGAAGCCAUUUGCUUUGUUAGCUGAUGGAGAUAGUGGCGGACCUCUUUUCUUUGAAAAAUACGUUAUCGGGAUAAGCCAAGGAACUUGUCCUAAACUUGAAAUCGGUUUUCAUCCAAAAAAAACAAAUAUGCACAGUUCUGUUAAUCAUUAUCGAUAUUUCAUUAUUCACGCUGUUAAUAUGUAUUAAUUUAAUUUUCAAUAAUUGUAAGUGA
This is a messenger RNA of Ceratosolen solmsi marchali, 434 nucleotides long. RefSeq names its product hyaluronan-binding protein 2-like. Gene Ontology annotation, molecular function: serine-type endopeptidase activity. The transcript has 2 exons. The record is from RefSeq and is a predicted model, not a curated record. Bases 20 to 409 code for a protein of 129 amino acids. Gene Ontology annotation, biological process: proteolysis. NCBI's taxonomy places the organism in Eukaryota, Metazoa, Arthropoda, Insecta, Hymenoptera, Agaonidae.